Messenger RNA from Liolophura sinensis, 993 nucleotides. RefSeq names its product trans-L-3-hydroxyproline dehydratase-like. The coding region runs from base 1 to 993 and encodes 330 amino acids. The transcript is spliced from 4 exons. Gene Ontology annotation, molecular function: hydro-lyase activity. NCBI's taxonomy places the organism in Eukaryota, Metazoa, Mollusca, Polyplacophora, Chitonida, Chitonidae. The record is from RefSeq and is a predicted model, not a curated record.
AUGAAGUUGCAGACGUGUGAGAUGCACACAGGCGGAGAACCUCUCCGGAUUAUAGAAUCUGGUUAUCCGGACAUUCCGGGGGAAACUCUACUCGAAAAAAGAUCCUUCGUGAGAAAGAACUUAGAUCAUUUAAGGAAACAAUUGAUGUGGGAACCUCGCGGCCAUUUCGACAUGUAUGGGGCAUUAUUAGUGAAAGUGAGCCGUCCAGAGGCAGACCUUGCCGUGAUCUUCAUGCAUAACGAAGGGUACAGUACAAUGUGUGGUCAUGCCUGCAUCGCCCUCGCUAGGUACGCCGUGGACAAGGGGCUAGUGAAGUCCGUCACAUCACCUGAGACCAAGGUGACCAUCGAAUGCCCAUGUGGACUGGUCGAGUGUUUCACAGACCUCAUCAGUGGACACACACGCUUUGUUAGCGUCCCCGCCUUUGUCUUCCAGACAGAUGUAGCUAUCCACGUGGAUGGGUACGGAGAACUGAGAGUGGACAUCAGUUACGGGGGAGCGUUCUACGCAAUCUUGGCUGCAAAGACGGCCGGUCUUAACGUGAAAAAGAGUGGCAUUCUGGAGUUGGUGAACUUAGCUGCUUCGAUUACAGAGUCGGUGAAAAAGCAGGUGAAGCUGUAUCAUCCGGAGAGUUCCGAUUUGGCGUUUCUCUAUGGAACCAUUCUGACCGACGGGAAAGACGAGCACUCCGGGAAACCGACGGCUAACGUGUGUGUCUUUGCGAAUAGACAGGUGGACAGGUCUCCCUGUGGCUCGGGAGUCACAGCACGGGUCGCUCUCCAGUUCUACAAGGGAUUCUUAGGUAUUGGCCAAACCCUUCUGUUUGAGAGCGCUAAAACAGGCGACAUUUUCUCUGGAAAAGCUGUUGAAGAGACGAGGAUUGGCGAUUUCCAGGCAGUGAAGGUGGAGGUGGGAGGUAAAGGAUGGUAUACAGGGUCAGCCACAUUUACACUUGAAGAUGAGGACAAGUUGGGCAAGGGAUUCUUGUUAUAA